UGUCCAGUGCGUCACACGAACCAGCAUGGCACUCGACCUAGAGGUAACCAACAGAGCGCCGGCACUGCCAGUAGAACUCACGAAUGACCUCAUGGAUUCCUUUGGGAUCUUCUGCGCUACGUAUGGAGGUACACCUCUCGGCCAGCAGUCCCAGAAAGCCCUGCAGUGCUUCCCUAUAGCAUGGGCUUGUCUCGCCGUCAAGGAGGCGGAGAAGAAAAGCAAAGAAGUUCGUGACAGAGACGUGUCGAGGUGCUACCAUGAUGAAAUCGAGCUUCCUGGCUGGAUAAAGUUGUGCAACCGAGCUAUCGCGAGUCCGCGGAGNAUGGAGGAAAUCGCGCUUCCUGGCUGGAUAAAGUUGUGCCACCGAGCUAUCGCGGAGUCCGCGGAGUCCGACAACCCGCUGCGCUUCCCGGCCGGGUGGGAGACUAAGCUCUAGACUACUUCACCACGCUCGGAG
This is a messenger RNA of Ectocarpus sp. CCAP 1310/34, 457 nucleotides long. Lineage: Eukaryota; Phaeophyceae; Ectocarpales; Ectocarpaceae. The record is from the annotation of a GenBank genome assembly.